Messenger RNA from Physella acuta, 1587 nucleotides. Its product is annotated as multiple epidermal growth factor-like domains protein 10. Gene Ontology annotation, molecular function: scavenger receptor activity. The record is from RefSeq and is a predicted model, not a curated record. Lineage: Eukaryota; Metazoa; Mollusca; Gastropoda; Physidae.
AUGGAUAUAACUGUACAAAAAACUGCUCAUCUAAUUGCUUCAACUCUACUUGUGAUCUUGUCAGUGGAGAUUGUGUCAGUUGUGUUGUUGGAUUCAGGGGAAAACAAUGUGAAGAAAUUUGUUCCUGUGGAUAUUAUGGACAAAACUGUUCAAUGCCAUGUUCUGAUAAAUGUGACCAAAAUUCAUGUGAUCCUUUCACUGGUCAAUCAUGUGACACUGGCUGUUUGUUCUACUGGUUAUUAUGGACACAACUGUUCAAGUUCUUGUUCAUUGGGAUGUGAACACAAUACAUGUGAACCAGUCAGUGGCCAUUGCUUAAUGUGUAAAAAUGGAAGGACAGGCACAUUUUGUCAAGAAGAAUGUCCACUUGGAAGGUUUGGACCCAACUGCACAAAAACCUGUUCAGAUGCCUGUGCUAAUAAAAAGUGUGAUGCUGUAAAUGGAGUUUGUCACAGCUGUCGACCAGGAUAUAUGGGAGACUACUGUCAAGAAACCUGCAGUGUAGGAUGGUUUGGUUAUAAUUGUUCACGUAAAUGCCCAGAAGGUUGUGCAGAAGAUAAGUGUGAUGGGGAAACUGGUUAUUGUGACAGUUGUGCUAUAGGGCACACUGGUAAUCUUUGUGAACACGCAUGCGACACUGGAUGGUUUGGAUUCAACUGUUCACAGACCUGCCCAGACAAUUGUAGAAACAAACAAUGUGAUCCAAUAAAUGGGUUUUGUCAGAAUUGUAGUGAUGGCUAUGUUGGAGACAGGUGUGAUAAAGUUUGUUCAAGUGGAUAUUAUGGGCAAAACUGUUCCAUGAAAUGUUCUGAUAAAUGUGAACACAAUUCAUGUGACCCUUUCACUGGUCGAUGUAUCAGGUGCAAAGAUGGAUUUUUAGGACAAUUUUGUGACCAAGCAUGUGACAAUGGAUGGUUUGGAUACAACUGUUCUCAGACAUGCCCAGACAACUGUAAAAACAAUCAAUGUGAUCCAAUAAAUGGGUUUUGUCAGAACUGUAAUGAUGGCUAUCUUGGAAAUAAGUGUGAUAAAGUUUGUUCUAGUGGAUAUUACGGUCUAAACUGUUCAAAGCCAUGUUCUGAUAAAUGUGACAAAAAUGCAUGUGAUCCUUUCACUGGUCAAUGCAUCAGGUGCAAAGAUGGAUUUUUAGGACAAUCUUGUGAUCAAGAAUGUCCACAAGGCUACUAUGGAUAUAAUUGUACACAAAACUGCUCAUCUAAUUGCUUCAACUCUACAUGUGAUCUAGUCAGUGGAGCUUGUGCCAGUUGUGUUGUUGGAUUCAGGGGAGAACAAUGUGAAGAAAAAUGCAGGCAAGGAACUUAUGAAUACAAAUGUGACUCCAAAUGCUCUGAAAAUUGUACACUUUCACUGUGCAAUUCCACAAAUGGAUUCUGUUACAGUUGUGUUCCAGGUUCUAUAGGAGAUUUCUGCAAUAAAACAUGCAACACUGGAUGGUUUGGAUUCAACUGUUCACAGACAUGCCCAGACAACUGUAAAAACAAUCAAUGUGAUCCAAUUAGUGGAUUGUGUCAAAGUUGUAAAAAUGGGUAUAUGGGAGAUCGGUGUGAUAAAGGUUUGGUUUUUUAA